CGCAAAUAGUCCACGCAUUCGAUCAGAGACUGCUCGCAGUACUUGUGCACCUCCCAGUGCAACGAUCGCAAAGGGGGUCGAGGGAAUCCCCGGUAAUACUCUCUGCGAGCUAGUUUCGCAUCGGGUUCGUAUCUCCUGUCAUAUUCAUUGAAUUUGUGCGCUCGUAAGUAAUAAGCUAUAUCUUUGAGAGCGUCAACCAACCAUAUGUUUGCGCUUGUAUUGCUGGAGUUUGUUACCGGAGGCGGCGAAGAAUGGGCUUUUUCCGUUGAGUGACUUGUUGAUGAGGAACGAUCGAUUAGGAGGCUUGAUUCGGGGGAUUUCACAAAGCGAUUAAUGUCUUUCUGGGUUUAAUUUGAUUUGUGGAUUUUUACUCAUCGAGAAUAAAACAAAUCAAAACUUGAAAAACCCACUUGCAAAUUUUUUAAUUCUGAUGACAAUUCAGAUUUUAUAUCAAAUAUUUGCACACUUUUCAACAAACCGACCAACUAAUCAAAAGAACCAAUAUUUAUCUUUUGUUGGAAGAGGAUACAGUUUGUGACCUCUACCUGUGGUUACUUUUCAUUUUGUUACUGCAGCAAUCAUGUGUAAGAGUUGAAAUUUAAUUAAUGUCUCGACAAAGUAACCGAAAUUGUUUCGUAGCAAAAUUUUUAGUUUUCUUAGUUUUAAUCCAUUUGUGCUCUUUGGAGAAAACUCUCUAUCGCCAAAAACGCUUCUUGUAUUUUCCAAAUGGAGGCACGUUUAAGUUGGUAUUGGGUUUUGCGACUCCGGUUAAAUUAGGUUUAAAACAGUCCAUGGCCUGGGGAUGGAAUUUUCAAUUUCAAUAUGCCGAACCUCAAACACCUAAUAACACGAGAAUUUAUCCACCAAUAAUCGGUAGAUCAAGAAUAAAACGUGAUGAUAGAAACGACCGUGCUUUAUUUUACUCGGCUAUUGAGGAUAUUUUAAACAGGAACGGUUUCAGCGGACGUGCUUGUCUUUUGCGGAGCAUUUGCGAGAAUGCCCUACACAGCUUGCACCAUGAAGCAAAUGGAUUGUACGGCCAUCUCCUGCACAUAGCCCUAACACCAGACUACGGGAAUGCAAUUUCUGAUCUAGAUCCGGUUUAUUUGGAGGCAAAGAAAGCGGGAGAGUUUGGAGUCGACUGUUCCACUUUGUAUCCCGAAUGUGGAGACUGCGGAUUGCUGGACACGAUUUCGCUCCUCGAGUGAUUUUCUAACGAAGAAAAUUUAUAAAAUUUAAUUUGCUUUGUGUUUAAGACUCCAACAGGUCAAAGAAUAAAAUUUCAUAUUGCAA
Messenger RNA from Tribolium madens (black flour beetle), 1293 nucleotides. RefSeq lists its product as uncharacterized. The record is from RefSeq and is a predicted model, not a curated record. Lineage: Eukaryota; Metazoa; Arthropoda; Insecta; Coleoptera; Tenebrionidae. The transcript has 5 exons. The coding region runs from base 606 to 1208 and encodes 200 amino acids.